This is a messenger RNA of Amphibalanus amphitrite, 1282 nucleotides long. It is a transcript of the gene Cox11, whose product is annotated as cytochrome c oxidase assembly protein COX11, mitochondrial-like. Gene Ontology annotation, molecular function: copper ion binding. Gene Ontology annotation, cellular component: mitochondrial inner membrane. Lineage: Eukaryota; Metazoa; Arthropoda; Thecostraca; Balanomorpha; Balanidae. The transcript has 5 exons. Bases 216 to 965 code for a protein of 249 amino acids. The record is from RefSeq and is a predicted model, not a curated record.
GUGCGCCAUUUCAUAUCAGGCUACCAUAUAUUCACUGUUGCGGUUGCGUAACAAAUGAAAUGCAACGUGCGGGAGGGAUACAAUAUUUUAUUUAUUAAUUUUGAGUACUAAAUUGUGCUUUCAAUAAGAGCCUCAAAGACGACGAUAAUAAUCUCGCUGUCCUUGAGUUUCGACAUGUUAAGUUGAGAACUGAUCGGAGACUCAAUUUACAUCGUAUGCUGACGAUGGUGGUCUCCAGCCUGCUCCGUCCUCUGGCGGUGGCCGCCGCCCGGCCCCCGCUCUGCUCCGCCUGUCGGCAGCUGCUGCGAUCCGGUGACGUCACGCCGCGUCAGCUGCUGCUGCGUGACGUCACCAUCCGUCAGCUGACCGGCGGCGGGUCGGGUCAGCAGCAGCGCAGCCGCCGGCUCAGGUCGACGCUCUACUAUGUGACGGCCAUGGGUGUGCUGGUUGGAGGUCUGAGCUACGCCGCUGUGCCGCUCUAUAGGAUAUUCUGUCAGGCGUACGCGUACGGCGGCACCACCCAGGGUCACGACGCUGAGAAGGUGCUGACCAUGAAGAAGGUGGAGGAUCGCGAGCUGACGAUCCGCUUCAACGCUGACACCGCCAGUAGCAUGACCUGGAGCUUCCGGCCGCAGCAGCGCGAGAUCAAGGUCCGUCCGGGCGAGACGGCGCUGGCGUUCUACACCGCCACAAACCCCACCGAUAGGCCCAUUGACGGCAUCGCCACGUAUAACGUGGUGCCGUUCGAGGCGGGCGCCUACUUCAACAAGAUCCAGUGCUUCUGCUUUGAGGAGCAGCGGCUUAACGCCAAGGAGCAGGUGGAUAUGCCCGUGUUUUUCUAUAUCGACCCAGAAUUUGACGAAGAUCCCCACAUGGAAAAUGUGAAAGAGAUAACUCUUAGCUACACGUUCUUCGAGGCAAAGGACAGUAUAAAGAUGCCAGUGCCAUCUUACGCCACCAAGUAGAACUAGCAGUGUACGACUCCUCCACUAGCUGUCAGGUGUGUGCUGUGUUCUGGGGCCACCGGUAUUGGCGCUCGGUUUCUAUGGAAACGUAAGUAAAAAUUGGUGAUUCUGAUUUGGUUUUCAUGGUAACCGAGCGCCAAUACCGGUAGCGUCAAUGCGCUGAAACAGGGCCCUGGUUGGCAAAUUGUAGCUGUACAUUUUUGUACAGUUCUAGAAGUGACAAAGUAGUGGGACUCUGGCGAAGCGAAUGGUCAAUUUUGUGACGGUUUACAAGAAUAUAUCAUGUGUGGUGAAUUGAACAUGAACUGUGAUCGAGA